This is a messenger RNA of Trichoderma harzianum CBS 226.95, 372 nucleotides long. RefSeq lists its product as hypothetical. The annotation marks the transcript as partial. The record is from RefSeq and is a predicted model, not a curated record. NCBI's taxonomy places the organism in Eukaryota, Fungi, Ascomycota, Sordariomycetes, Hypocreales, Hypocreaceae. The transcript has 3 exons.
AUGGCGGAAUACAAUCCUGAGCUGCGGGCGAGGCUCGAGGAGCUGGACCGCGAGUUGGAGGAGGGCGAUAUUACUGAGAAGGGAUAUCAGAAGCGGCGGACAAUGCUGCUUUCGCAGUUUGCUCACCAUCAAGUAGCCCCGGCCCCGGUACCUCCGCAGUCUCGCUCCGGCUUGAGCAUACACUCUCCCGAGACCUCGACGCAUCCCUCGAGCGAUGGCCGACGAGCCUCUGUCAUGACCUCGACGUCUGUGAGCGGUGGCUAUGGAGGUGGAUACGGCGCUGGAGGCGGCUAUCACGACCAGAAUAGCAACUAUGGCGAUUAUACGCAGCGCCCCGACUCAAGCUAUGCCGCUCCGCCACCAGGCUCUUCG